CGAUCAUCCCUCGACCGACGACGCCUGCUCCCCAUCCAGCAUGUCGAAUAGCUCCUCGCCGCCCGCGACGGAAAUGUCGGAGCCCCAGGAUCGGGACCUCACCUCGCGUACCCGCCGGGAGAAACGGCGGCGCGUGCGCCACCAGAAGUCCCGCAAGGGUUGUUACACUUGCAAGAUGCGGAGGGUCAAGGUUGGUGACAUCCUGAUCUCGAUCCACUGGAACAGACCGAGUGACCCAUCCCGCGCAGUGCGAUGAGGUGCAGCCUAUCUGUGGGUCAUGCGCUUUUCGAGAGGAGCAGUGCUCGUGGCCCCCGGCCGCACCCACAACUAGCCAGGGAGCCGCA
Messenger RNA from Aspergillus ibericus CBS 121593, 344 nucleotides. RefSeq lists its product as uncharacterized. Lineage: Eukaryota; Fungi; Ascomycota; Eurotiomycetes; Eurotiales; Aspergillaceae. The record is from RefSeq and is a predicted model, not a curated record. The coding region runs from base 41 to 256 and encodes 71 amino acids. The transcript is spliced from 2 exons.